Raphanus sativus (radish) is the source of this 1695-nucleotide messenger RNA. Its product is annotated as putative RING-H2 finger protein ATL71. Lineage: Eukaryota; Viridiplantae; Streptophyta; Magnoliopsida; Brassicales; Brassicaceae. The record is from RefSeq and is a predicted model, not a curated record. The transcript has a single exon. The coding region runs from base 219 to 815 and encodes 198 amino acids.
UUAACGUCUAACAAGUAUUUGUAUAUAUAUGUGAAAGUUAUUAAACGCCACUAGUAUUUGUUAUCAUAUGUAAAGCCACCCUACCCAAGAAAAACCUAUAUGACAUAGCCUAUUUCUAAACGUUGACUCCCGCAACAUCAUCAUCGUGAUGACCAAAAACAAACAUUCCCCAAAACAUUCAAAAACUCGCAAAAUAUUAUUACAAUCCAGUGACCGCAAUGAAUACCACGGGGGUGCAGCCUAACUCCGACCUGUUGAUACCAGCCAGCGAUAGGAUCGGUGGCUUCGCUUAUGGGCUAGGUGUCUCCAUUGGUAUAAUUCUCCUCAUCACCACAAUCACCCUCGCGUCUUAUUGUUGCACUAGAACCCAUAUCUCCGCAUCUCCCACGACCACUCCGAGGUCAAGACGCAGGCAAAGACAGGUCAAUGUAACUUCGCUACCUGGCGAAGAAAGGUUUCACGUCAACGGCGAUGAUGAUCGAAACGACACCGUGGUGGUCGAAAUCUUGGGACUAAACGAUGAAGAGAUCAAGAGUUUCCCAAACAUUCCUUACGAAGAGGCUCGCGUGAGUUAUAGCUUGCAAAGGGAUUCUACUGCGACGUCGUGUUGUUCAAUAUGUCUUGCGGAUUACAAGAAGACAGAUAUGAUCAGGGUUUUGCCGGAUUGUAACCAUUUGUUUCACGUCAAGUGCGUUGACCCUUGGCUCAAACUUCAUCCUACGUGUCCUGUGUGUCGUACGUCUCCCUUGCCGUCUCCGGCGAUGACACCUGUCGCCGACGUUGUUUCCUUUUCCCGUCGGGCGAUGGAUAUUUGACAUUCCUCCUCUUUAAUUUCUUUUAUUUUCUUUAUAUAUUUUGAUUUUUUGUUGACAUUUAUUAGAGUAUAUUAUCUUGAAGCUGUAAAUUUCACAGGUGUUAUUUGGUUCCUUUCACAAAACAAAAAUCUAGUUUUCUGAGCUUCUAGCUCUAGUUUUGGUGAUAAAAGGCUCACAGCUGUGAGUUCUGCCAUCUGAGUUCGAAUCCCGGCUACUGAAAAAUUAACAUUUCGGCAUCACCAGAAAUAGAGGAUCGACACGUGACAAUAUGGAACUAGUCUGGACCAUUUCUAGUGAGACCAUGAUACAUCUGUAUAAUUAAAAAAAAACAAAAAUUUAGUUUUCUUGAAACAAUUUGUAAUGUUAAUCUGUUUGAGACUAUAAUAUUGCGAAACUGUGGAAAAUAUACAUAUACCAUUUUAGUUACAAAAAAAAAACAUUUAACAUAUAAAGAAGAAGAAAAUGAAAGAUACAUAAAAAGAAUUUAUAAUCCAUUUUUUUCUUAAAAAUGUAAUUUUGACACAUCCACGUAGAUUAAUAAUGUGAUAAAAUAUAUUAAUGUAUUUAUUUAAUGUAUAAUUAUUUAAAUAAAGAUGAUUUAAACAAAAGUUUAUUUGUUGUUUGAAAAAAUAAUAGACAACAUAUAAAAAAUUAUAUUAGAAACAUGGAAUGAUAUUUUAUUUUAUUUUUAAAAAAUAACACUUUUUAUGUAACAGAAGAGCUAUUAUACAGUCGAAGUCAGUAUUGUAAUAACACUUUCGGGCAAAUCUUACUAAUGUUUUUUUCGGUGGCAAAUCAGUAUUGUAAUAAAACACUAUUCUUUUCCCCGAAAAAAAAUAAUAAAUAAAAAUCAUUAACUACCAAAUAGUUCGUUAUGGAG